UGCUUAAAAGCAUGCAGACAUAGUUAAGAUGUUCAGUUGUUGUUCAGUCUAAACAUCAGAAUGGGGAGGAAUUGUGAUCUAAGUGCCUUUGACCGUGGAAUCAUUGUUGGUGCCAGGCGGGGUGGGUUGAGUAUCACAGAAACUGCUGAUCGCCUGGGAUUUUCACGCACGACAGUCUCUAGAGUUUACAGGGAAUGGUGCGAGAAGCAAAAAACAUCCAGCGAGCGGCAGUUCUGUGGGCGAAAACGCCUUGUUAAUGAGAAAGGUCAGAGGGUAAUGGCUACCCUGGUUCAAGCUGACAGGAAGGCGACAGUAACUCAAAUAACCUCGCGUUACAACAGUGGUGUGCAGAGGAGCAUCUCUGAACGCACAGCACGUCGAACCCUGAAGUGGAUGGGCUACAGCAGCAGGAGACCACACCGGGUUCCAAGGACAGACGAACAGAAAGAAAAAGAAAAAAUGGCUAGUUCUGCAGACAAGCCACUGGAGGGUGAUCUACAGGGCUUUAAGAUCUGUUAUGUGCAAGGUGAUCUGUUCUCAUGCCCAGAGAAGGAUGCACUGGCACAUUGCAUCAGUGAAGAUUGUGACAUGGAGGCAGGGAUAGCGGUCUGGUUCAAGUGGAAAUAUGGAGGUGUCGAGGAGCUGCAGAAUCAGAAGAAAAAAAUUGGGGAUGUUGCAGUGCUAAAGAAAGAUCAGAGGUGCAUCUACUAUCUGAUCACCAAAAAGCUGGCAUCAGAUAAGCCUACUUAUGAUGCUGUACAGAAAAGCCUCAAGGCCAUGAGGGACCACUGCUUGGCUAAUGGAAUUUUGAAGAUCUCAAUGCCUAAGAUCGGAUGUGGCCUGGAUAACUUGGAGUGGGACAAAGUUUCUGCGAUCAUUGAAGAAGUCUUUAAGAGCACAAAUAUUGUAAUCACUGUGUACUCUUUGUGAGAAUAACUUUGUUAUAUGUACAACACUAUAAUUAGUAUCUUUACUCGUUGUCGAGGACAGGUAAGGAUAAAAUGUUGACAGGUAUUUUUGUUGGGUACCUGUUUGAUUCCUGUUAUUUGAUGGUUUACAUUUUUUUUUGAUUCUGUUGGCAGGUCUAAAUUUCCUGGUGUCUUUAACAUGCUAGCAAAGCCACCAUAUUCAAAUACAAAUUUCAAUGCAGUGUAUCCUCAUAAUUUCAAUAGUGGAUUGUCAUAUAUGGGGAAAGAUGGGCAGUUCAUUUUUGUUCAGUUUCAUAUCAGAAGCGUGAGGCAAUUCAACAACUUUCUUCAGUCUAAGACUUAUUAAUGUGGCAACUGAUUUUGCAUGAGUUCUAACUUGCAAUGUCAAUGAACCUGUUCACAUGUUCCCUACUGUAUAAAUUUGAGAAUUAAAACUUUUU
Messenger RNA from Mobula hypostoma (lesser devil ray), 1369 nucleotides. Its product is annotated as ADP-ribose glycohydrolase OARD1-like. NCBI's taxonomy places the organism in Eukaryota, Metazoa, Chordata, Chondrichthyes, Myliobatiformes, Myliobatidae. The record is from RefSeq and is a predicted model, not a curated record. The coding region runs from base 61 to 930 and encodes 289 amino acids. Gene Ontology annotation, biological process: peptidyl-glutamate ADP-deribosylation. The transcript has 6 exons.